AUGGCGGACAACGCCGAACUCGAGUCGUUUCGGCGACAAUGGCGUGAAGAAGUUGCGCGUCGCUCCAGACCUACGCCGCCUCGGCCGUCGCAACCAAGACAGACGACGACGCCGUCCACAGCCCGCCCAAGUCAAUUCCCGCCCACUCGCCACGAAAUAUCCGAGCGAAAGGAGAUUGAAGAUGAGGAAGGGGCAGCGUCGCUUGACCAGGGGGAAAUCGUUCAGGGUGUCGGUCAAUUAAACCUGAGCGCAUCCGAUGAGGAUGCAUUCCACUCGCAAACGCCUCGGAAAGAACCCAAAUCUGCCCUCGAGCACUUCGAACGAGCGGUCGAGAAGGAGGCGGAGGGGAACCUGGGGGAUAGUUUGCAGCAUUACCGGAAGGCCUAUCGGUUGGACUCGGCGGUCGACAAAACGUACCGCGACAAGCAUUUUGCCUGGGCGUGGAAGAAACCGGCACAAGCUCCCUCCGCUGCGAACAAGACUGCCCCCACGGUUCAACAGUCCGACGAUGUUCCUGAGACGCUGCCAACACCUGAGCUCAUUGCGUCGUUUGCCCACCUUCCCAUUCCGCAGGCGGAACCCGUUAUUGAAAACACCCCUCCGCCUCCCUGUCCCAUUGCAAAUGUCCCGUCCGAGGUCUUGGUUGAGAUUCUCAGGCACGUAGCAUUGAUGGACCCUGCGUCUUUCUGUCGGACCUCGUUGGUUUGCAAGCGCUUCGCCUAUCAUUUUGCCAACGAACAGCACAUCUGGAAACGUCUCUGCCAGGGCUCUGAAUUUGGCUUCAAGGCAAUGCACUAUUCCUUUGCCUGUGACAUCAUGGGCCACCGGGAGUACACUUUGGGACCGCGCUAUACGCUUUUCCCUAUGGACUCUUCGGUUCAAAUCCCCAAGCCUUUGUCUUCCUGGAACGAGGUGUUUCAAAUGUACCCGCGCAUCCGCUUCACAGGUAUCUACAUCAGCACCGUCAACUACACCCGCCCUGGUGCGGCUUCAUCAUACCAGAACGUCGCGUGGAAUAGUCCUAUCCACAUCGUCACCUAUUACCGAUACCUACGGUUCUACCCCGACGGAACCGUAGUCUCCUUGUUGAGCACCGUGGAGCCGCUGGACCUGGUGCCGUACAUUAGCAGGGAGAACGUGAUGGCAGCGCGAGCAGUAUCUCACAAGCAACACCAUCGUCACACCUCCGAAGCAGGUCAUGCAUUAUCUGGAGCGACAGAACCAAUCCCUCCCGUCGCGAUGGGAGCGCUGAAACAGGCCCAACGAGGUCGCUGGCGCUUAGCUCACCCGUCGCCGAGCUCUGAAUCGCCUGAAGAGGACGCACCGACAGAUCCGAUCUCCGAUUUCCUAUCGUCUACCGGUAAAACUUCGUCGGAUGACAUGCUCGAUCCCCGGGACAUUGUCAUUGAGACAGAGGGCGUAGGCCCAAAGUACACUUACGUCCUUUACCUGUCCCUUCGGUCGACUGGGACGGCAUCCCGCCCUAAUUCCGGCGAAGCACCGCCUAAUACCUCGAAGAAUACGAAGUUGGCCUGGAAAGGCUACUGGAGCUAUAAUAAGCUCACUGACGAUUGGGCUGAAUUCCGACUACGAAAUGACCGAGCAUUUGCAUUCCGGCGUGUUCGGGGCUGGGGUAUGAACUAG
Aspergillus melleus is the source of this 1644-nucleotide messenger RNA. RefSeq names its product putative F-box protein (Pof7). Gene Ontology annotation, biological process: SCF-dependent proteasomal ubiquitin-dependent protein catabolic process. Lineage: Eukaryota; Fungi; Ascomycota; Eurotiomycetes; Eurotiales; Aspergillaceae. Gene Ontology annotation, cellular component: SCF ubiquitin ligase complex. The record is from RefSeq and is a predicted model, not a curated record. Bases 1 to 1644 code for a protein of 547 amino acids. The transcript is spliced from 2 exons. Gene Ontology annotation, molecular function: protein binding.